Amoebophrya sp. A120 is the source of this 278-nucleotide messenger RNA. NCBI's taxonomy places the organism in Eukaryota, Dinophyceae, Syndiniales, Amoebophryaceae. The record is from the annotation of a GenBank genome assembly.
CAGCGACACUGUUUCAGGCUGCAGGAGACCCCAGCCAUCCCCACAGCUUUUCUAUUCCUUUCGUCUUUGUCUGUUUUCGUGUUUUGCCUGGUUUACCGAUGGAAUCUUACCGUGCUUUUUGGAAUCUUCGGUUUGCGACCAGGACAUGCUGCCACUCUAACGGUUUCACUCGGGCCCGACCCCCGUUAGAGCUUGACCCUUUUUCCCCGAGAUCCUACCUGAGGUAGCGGUCGUAAAGGGGAUAUAGUGGUUGAGGGGUAAAUAAGGUCAUGCAAUAC